AUGACAGCUUCAUCGCGUACGUCUAGUCCUAGUACUAGUACUAGUACUACUAGUUGUAGUCGUCAUGAGAGUAAUGUUGAAAAAAAUACAGUACGCACUUUAUCUGCCGUUACACCCGUUAAAAAAUCAAAUUACAUUUCUAACAAACAAAGAUCCAUGGUAGAAAGUUUUGUAGACGUAAUGAAAGUAGAAGAACAUCAACAACUGACAGCCUUAUUUGCAAAGGCAGUGUUUACUAGUAAUACACCACUAUCAAUUACAGAAAACAGAAACUGGAAACUAUUCUUUAAAAGACUGAGACCCUCCUUUACGUUACCUGGGCGAUAUCUGUUAUCACAUCGUCUACUUGACGAAGAAUUUGAGAGAGUACAAAUUCAUGUGGAGGAAACUUUGAACAUUUCAGAAAAUUUGGCCCUUCAGUGUGAUGGGUGGUCAAAUUUAAGAAACGAAAGUGUCAUUAACGUUAUCAUCACAACCCCGCGCCCUUUAUUUGUCAAGUCUGUUUUAAGUGGCACUGCAAGUCAUACUGCUACCUAUUUAGAAGGUAUCAUGUUAGAGAUAAUCGAGAAAUAUGGGUCACAUAAAUUUAGCGCAAUAGUUGCCGACAAUGCCGCUAAUAUGCGUAAAGCAGCACGUAACAUACAAGAGAAAUAUCCCCAUAUUGUGUCAUAUGGUUGUAUGGCACACACUCUUCAUUUGAUGUGCUCAGAUAUAUUGCGAGUAGAAUCUGUUGAGCAGAUCAUUGUGUCUGUUAAGAAUAUUGUUAAGACCAUAAUGUCCAGUCAGAUAUUGCGAGCAAAACUAGAAGAAAUAAAAAAGGACAUGAAACUUACAACUUCGUUAAGUAUGCCUGUCAAAACAAGGUGGGGUUCACAUGUUAAAUCAAUGGAAGAUCUCGUUAAGUGCAAAUUUGCCUUGCAAAGACUUAGAUUUUUGGGUCAGUGUGGAGGUGUAAUAAACCUUUUAAAGCCCAUAACACAAAGUAUAACACUUCUGGAAGGUGAUAGUCCUUCUAUUCAUUUAGUGUGCAAAUCCUUCAAUGCAAUAAAUUUAGAAUUUGAUUCUAAUUUACAACUGCUAAAAUUACAAGAAACGGAGAGGAAUAACAUAUUACAAAAAUUUUCAGAAAGGCAGCAGUAUGCAAUGCAACCUGUCCACAUGGCUGCUGAUCUGUUAAAUCCUCACUCUGUUGGCUCAUACUUGUCAAGUGAACAAAAAAUGCGUGCUAUGAAGUUUAUUAAUGGUUUGGCAAAAGACAUGAUGUUGCCAACUGCAAUAGCAGAAUUAGGUCACUACAUGGGCAAACUCCAUUUCUUUGCAGAGAAUUUUUUGUGGGAAGUACUACCUACGGUUGAUGCAAUAACUUGGUGGAAAGGUUAUUGUGGAGAUCUCUCACUUUCAAAAUUAGCUGUACGGAUUCUCACAAUGCCAUGUACAUCAGCUGCCACCGAAAGAAGCUUUAGCACUCAAAGUUUAAUUCACACAAACAGAAGAAAUAGGUUAACAAGCAAAAGAGCUAUAAAACUAAAUUAUAUUCAGCACAACAGUAAAUUGUUUAGUUCUCAAGAACCUACGACGGUUCAGGAUGACAGAAACUUCCAGCAUCAGCAAUCAAAUAUUAAUAACCCUGAAGCACCACCUACUAGCAGUUCCAAAGAAAAGUACUCACGAAAAUCAUUCUCAACCAAUCAAGUUUGUUCAGAGAGUUCUGAUUCUGACUCUAAUAUUUCGUGGACGUCGGAUAUAGAAGGAAAUGGAAACUCUGACGAUGACUUUAGUUACAAUGAUACCCCGUCUGAUGCAGAAGAGGAGCAUAUUGAUGAAACUCCCCAAACCAAAGGACAGAAACGCAAACGCGAUACUACUUGUCUACUUAGUGCAAGUCAUAUUGCUGGUUCCGACAGUAAAGAUGAUUCAUUAGAAGUACUGAACUGCAGUAUACAUAAUGCAGAUGAGUCCGUAUAUGAUCCUGAUCCCCAAGAAUCCCUACUCGAAUCUGAUCUUCAGUCAAUAAGCUGUAAGUCGUUUUACAAAGAAACAAUACCGAUAACACGCAGAAAGUAGCGUAAAGUACAAGUACAAGUGAUUCAACCAUUUUAGUUAAUUAAAGAAGACUGUGAAUUUCUUUUUUAUUAGUUUGAUAAGUAGUUCAUUUGUUUCGUGCUAUAGCAUAAGUUUAUGUCUAUUAUACAAUGUUACUUUGGGUUAGGAGUUUAAGUUUUUAGUUUUUCUUAUGUUGAUUUACAAUAUACCUACUUCUAAACGUAUUACCCAUGAGUCUUUUCCAGCAAAGUAUCAAACAUCCACACUACACAAUAAAAUAUCUUCCAAAACUCGUAUAUUUCAUAAAUUUCAUAAAUUACAGACAAAACUGUAAGUUACGUCA
Molecule: messenger RNA, 2386 nt
Organism: Photinus pyralis (common eastern firefly)
Lineage: Eukaryota; Metazoa; Arthropoda; Insecta; Coleoptera; Lampyridae
Exons: 4
Coding region: 1-2064 (687 amino acids)
Molecular function (GO): protein dimerization activity
Source: RefSeq, a predicted model, not a curated record